This is a messenger RNA of Meira miltonrushii, 639 nucleotides long. RefSeq lists its product as uncharacterized. Gene Ontology annotation, biological process: mannosyl-inositol phosphorylceramide biosynthetic process. The record is from RefSeq and is a predicted model, not a curated record. The annotation marks the transcript as partial. Lineage: Eukaryota; Fungi; Basidiomycota; Exobasidiomycetes; Exobasidiales; Brachybasidiaceae. Gene Ontology annotation, molecular function: mannosyltransferase activity. The transcript has a single exon.
CCAAAAAUUAUUCAUCAAGUUAAAUUAGGAAAUUUGAAAAUGCAACCAAAAUGGAUAGAAGCAAGAAAGAGUUGUAUAGAUUUACAUCCUGAUUGGCAAUUUAAACUUUGGGAAGAUGAAGAAUCAGGAAAGUUUGUUAAUACACAAUUUCCAAAUUUAUUCGAAACAUAUAUAAAUUAUCCACUUGAAAUCCAACGUUCAAACGUUUUACGUUAUUUGGUUUUGCAUAAAUUUGGUGGAAUUUAUUUAGAUUUAGAUUUAGGUUGUAGAACACCUCUGGACGGUUUACGAAAUGAAAGUUUUUUAACUCCUCCUGCAAAACCAAGCGGAGUCAAUAACGCUUUCAUCCCUUCAAUACCCGAUCAUCCUUUUUGGUCUCACGUUGAAGAAUAUUUAAUCACUUUUAAUCGAAAUUCGUUUAAUUCACCUUAUAUAACAAAUAUGUUUUCGACAGGUUGUCACUUUUUAAGUACAAUGCAUAGGCUGUACGGCGAUCAACCUUCUUUAACAAUAAUGGACCAAGCCAAUAAAUUAAAUGGUCACGUUAAAACUCCUCUUUUCGAACAUCUCGGUGCAAGUAGUUGGCAUAAAGGUGAUGCAAAAGCAAUUUUACGUGUUGGUCAACAAAUUGAAAGUAUU